Messenger RNA from Candida tropicalis MYA-3404, 1275 nucleotides. RefSeq names its product snoRNA-binding rRNA-processing protein (gene UTP15). Gene Ontology annotation, cellular component: nucleolus. The transcript has a single exon. The record is from RefSeq and is a predicted model, not a curated record. Bases 1 to 1275 code for a protein of 424 amino acids. Gene Ontology annotation, molecular function: protein binding. Lineage: Eukaryota; Fungi; Ascomycota; Pichiomycetes; Serinales; Debaryomycetaceae. Gene Ontology annotation, biological process: positive regulation of transcription by RNA polymerase I; rRNA processing.
AUGUCAUCUGCAAAACAAGGACUUCCACAAGUUAGAGCACCAACAUUACCAUCUAAAACAACACCAGAACAAAGAUAUUGGAGAAGUUAUAUUAAUCCACAAUUAAUUAAAGAAAACCAUCCAAUUACAAAUAUUGAAUUUAAUCCAGUAACUCAAGAUUUUGCAAUUUCAUCAUCGACAAAAAUUCAAAUAUUUUCAAAUAAAACAAGACAGGUCAUUAAAACAUUUUCAAGAUUUAAAGAUACUUUAAAUUAUAUAAAUUAUAGAUAUGAUGGUAAAUUAAUAGUUGCAAGUGAUGCAUCAGGAUUAAUUUCAAUCUAUGAUUGUGCUAAACCAAAUAAUUUAUUAGUUUCAUUUAAACCAAGUUCAUUUAAUACAAAAGUUGUUAAAUUUCAUCCAAAUCUUGGUAAUCAAUUGAUUACUGGUUCAAAUGAUAAAACUUUAAGAAUUUUUGAUAUUUCUCAAACUUCUCAAGGUCCAAUUUUAGAAAUUAAAGAUCAACAUGAUGAUUAUAUUUCAAGUUUUGAUUUUAUAAAUAAUAAUUUAUUAGCUACUGGUUGUUAUGAUGGUAAAAUUAGAUUAUUUGAUACAAGAAUUAAUCCAAAUAAUAUUAUAACUACUUUCGAUCAAGAAAAUCCUGUUGAAGAUGUUCUUUGUUUAACUUCAAAUUUAUUAACUUCUUCAGGUGGCUCUUAUGUUAAGGUUUUUGAUCUUAAUAGAAUGACUACAAUUCAUCAAUUAAAUAAUUUCACAAAGUCAACCACAUCUUUAAAGAAAACAUUCAGUAGUAGUACAAGUAAUAGCAGUAAUGGAUUAAUGGUUGGUUCAUUAGAUGGUACUGUCAAAAUAUUUGAUUCAAGUUCAAUUAAUUGGAAGGUUCAAUUUGGUUGGAAAUUCGGUGAUGGUGUUUUAUCAUGUGGUGUUUCACCUAUUAAUCAAAAACAUUUCGUUACUGGGUUAACUUCAGGUUUAAUUACUAUUAGAUCUAAGAAAACUGAAAAAUUGGAUCCAAGCAAACCAAUGGUUAAAUCUGGUGGCUAUGCUAGAAUGAUGAAAGGUAGAGAUUAUACAGGUGAUGAAGAAGAUCAUAUAAUCAAGAACAUUUCAAGCACUACCACUAGCAAGAAAAUCACUGGGAAUGUUGGUGACUUGAUGGCCAAUUAUAAAAAAUCAUUACAAAUUGAAGAUAUCAAACCAAAUGAAUUAAACCAACAAAUCAAUGAAGCUAAACAAGCUCAAGAAAUCUGUGGUAUGUUGGAACUUUUAGGUGUAUAA